UCGUCAGCAAAACCUGGCAGCUUUGAGCUGCCGAGGCCGACCACGGGUCAGAGGACCUUCCACCGCCACCACUUCCACCAUCAACUCCUUCGGGGACUCCUGAUCCGAUUGCCCCCCAGGCCAGUAUCUCGCUGGCGCCAGGUUCACGCUCACAAGCCGAUAGGUGUGGGGUGAUAGCGAAGAUGCGCUCUUCCGCCUCUGAUGCAGAAUUUGAUGCUGUGGUUGGAUAUUUAGAGGACAUUAUCAUGGAUGCCGAGUUCCAGUUAUUACAGAGAAAUUUCAUGGACAAGUACUAUCAGGAGUUUGAAGACACAGAAGAGAAUAAACUCACCUACACGCCUAUUUUUAACGAAUACAUUUCUUUGGUAGAAAAGUAUAUUGAAGAACAGCUGUUGGAGCGGAUUCCUGGAUUUAACAUGGCAGCUUUCACCACAACUUUACAGCACCAUAAAGAUGAAGUGGCUGGUGACAUAUUUGACAUGCUGCUCACGUUUACAGAUUUUCUGGCUUUUAAAGAAAUGUUUCUGGACUACAGAGCAGAAAAAGAAGGCCGGGGACUGGACUUAAGCAGUGGUUUAGUGGUGACUUCAUUGUGCAAAUCAUCUUCUGUGCCAGCUUCCCAGAAUGACCUGCGGCCCUAGGUCCCACCACCAGGCAAUGCAAUCUUUCUGGACAUUGCCAGCCAAUAGACUGGAAGAGGCUCUGGCAAUGUGACAGAAUACAUGUUGGAAAGACUGCCUAUUCUGCAACUCCUUAUUAAUGUUAAGUAUUGAUGGGUUAGAAGACAAUUGUCUGAACCUCCUGAGACCCUGAAGCACCUUCUCAUGUUCAGUAAUCCUAGCACUCCUCCCCAAGCACACCCCUCUCAGGCCUCUGCGUCAGGCUCCGCCAGAGCAAGCCCAAGGCCAGCAUUGCCCCUUUCCCAGCAUACCUGUUGGUAGGUCAGCAGCAUUUGGAAGAACCCACCAUCUCCAGCCCUCUUUGGCCCAGCAGGCUCUGCAUGUCCUCCAGGCUUUUUGUGUGCUCACACAGCCCUCUGUAUUCAUCUCUCUCAGACUUGCAGCCUCAAUGGGCUUUUUGCCUGUGGGGUAAUGUGUCUCUAGGCUGUUAGUCAAGCCAGCUGCCCGCCCAGCUGAGCUUUCUGCAUCUCAUCCCAUUCCAGCUAGUUAGAAUCAACUGAGAGAUGUCCCUUGCCUGAAGCUACACGUGAAAAUAAUUUCCUUGUCUUAUUUUGCAGUCCUUGCAUCACUGUCUUCUGCUGGUCCUGAUGUGGUCUGUUUCUAGAAUUCUCUUAAGCAUUUUUAGAAAAAUAUUUUUAUAGAAAAAUACUCAGGCUAACCUAGUGGAUAUAAUCUUGGAGCUUCCAUGAUUACCCACUUAAAGAUCAAAGUAUUAUAUGCUGUGUGCUUUUUAGCUGUUAGUGCUAUGAAAGCAAAAAUGCUUUCUACGUUGGCCUUCCUGGUUUACUGGGUGCCAACAAGUGUGUGCUUAUGCUGGAAGUAGGCUCAAAGGUCUCCCUUUCCUGCAGCAUGUUAAGUGUUUGUACAGGUUUGCUAAAACCCUUUCUGUAUAAAUCAGUUAGGUUUUCUGUUGGGUUAGGGUCUCUGUAGUUCCUUCCUCCUAUCAAAAUCUCCCUACCAAGAUGGUGUUCCACUGAGCUAGUUCAGCAUGAGUUAGGAGAGAGCAGACAGCUUUACUGGUCACCUGUAUGCUUUGAUUUAGCACAGUAUUUCAUAGAAAUUACUGACCAGAAAACACGGAUGUCCCAUCUCUAGAAAGAAAGAACAUGGUAUUUCAAUUCCCAGUGUGUACCCUCUAUUGUUUUUAAGUAAAAAUGAGACUCUAUACUGAUUUCAGUCACCUGUUCUGGUUUUAAAGUAUGAGCUAUAUAGACUGUGUUUUUCUGUACUGAUGUAUGGCGCUUAUUAAAUACUUUUGUACCAUGAGUAAACCUGGA
Molecule: messenger RNA, 1957 nt
Organism: Leptonychotes weddellii (Weddell seal)
Lineage: Eukaryota; Metazoa; Chordata; Mammalia; Carnivora; Phocidae
Source: RefSeq, a predicted model, not a curated record